AGAGCUCAGGUAUCUAGCGAAACGGACUUGUCAAUCAUAUCAAUCACCUGGGGAUUCACACUUGGCUUUGGCUUCUUGACGACAUGGACUGCCAUGAAGCAAACCAGACACAUGUGGAAGCGGCGAAACGGACAUCUUAACCAUCCAUAUAUCUGGAUGGUUUGGGCAGAAAUCGCAUCAAGUUUAGGGCUCAGCAUUGUAUGCUGGCUUGUCUUGCAGGGCCCAUUGCCUCUGAAUGUUUACUCCUUGUUCGCCAUCCUGUCCUUCUGGGUGAUCCAAGUACAUUGUCUUUUCCAGAUCAUCAUCAACCGCGUAUCAAUCUUGAUGGUAAACCGCAAGCGUGCAAGACAUCUCAAGAUCGGUGUCACAAUCGGUGUCUUGUGUCUAAACGCCAGUGUUUUCUGCAUCUGGAUCCCGGCCAAACUGGGAGUGAAUGAGACAUACGAGAAACUCAACGUCGUUUGGGACCGCAUCGAAAAGGUCAUCAUUCUCAUCGUCGACGCAGGGCUGAACUGGUUCUUCAUCAAAAUCGUGAAAAAGCAACUUAUCAAGCCUGGACUUGUCAAGUACUCGCCGCUUGUGACGUUUAAUAAUUACAUGAUCAUUCUCAGUUUAGCAAUGGAUUGCUUGAUCAUUGGCAUGCUGUCGUUGAAGAAUCCUCUGGUAUAUCUCAUGUUCCACCCUCUAGCAUACAUUGUCAAACUCAAAAUCGAGCUCUCCAUGGCCGAACUCAUCGCCAUUGUUGCUCGAGGCCAGGACAACGGCCCCAUUCGCUUCAACAACCCAGAGAGCUCAACCGGCACCAUGAACGCCAAGGGCUACACCUUCAACACAACAACCAGCCAGAGCAAAAGAGCCUCUGUGAUAAAAACUCCCGCCUCACCUCAAGACGUGGAGCUCGGCCACGUCAGACCAGAAACGCCAGAAGCCAUGCACAGCCACUUUGGCAUCAUGGAAGAGGAAGAGCAGAGACACGAUCACGACCGUGAUCAAGAGUCAGAGGACAUCGCCAAUGGCUUUGUUGUGCACAGACACAAUGAGAUCACAGUCGAAGUUGAGAGUGCACCUUCUGAGCGAUCUCAGAAGACUGAU
Molecule: messenger RNA, 1092 nt
Organism: Aureobasidium namibiae CBS 147.97
Lineage: Eukaryota; Fungi; Ascomycota; Dothideomycetes; Dothideales; Saccotheciaceae
Exons: 4
Source: RefSeq, a predicted model, not a curated record